AUGAGACAAUGUCCUGAGCAGUACACACUUGGAAAUGACUCUCAAUGGAUAAGGACAAGGCCAAAAGACAGAGACGACAUCGUAAGCAUGGACCUAGGCCUGAUCAAUGCAUCCUUGCUGCCGCCACCUGAGUGUACCCGGCAGGGAGGCCAGCCUCGUGGCCCUGGCUGUCAUACAGUCCCAGACAUUGCCUUCUUCUCCCUUCUCCUCUUCCUUACUUCUUUCUUCUUUGCUAUGGCCCUCAAGUGUAUAAAGACCAGCCGCUUCUUCCCCUCUGUGGUGCGCAAAGGGCUCAGCGACUUCUCCUCAGUCUUGGCCAUCCUGCUGGGCUGUGGCCUUGAUGCUUUCCUGGGCCUAGCCACACCAAAGCUCAUGGUGCCCAGAGAGUUCAAGCCCACACUCCCUGGGCGUGGCUGGCUGGUGUCACCUUUUGGAACCAACCCGUGGUGGUGGAGUGUGGCAGCUGCCCUGCCUGCCCUGCUGCUGUCUAUCCUCAUCUUCAUGGACCAACAGAUCACAGCGGUCAUCCUCAACCGCGUGGAAUACAGACUGCAGAAGGGAGCUGGCUUCCACCUGGACCUCUUCUGUGUGGCUGUGCUGAUGCUACUCACAUCAGUGCUUGGACUGCCUUGGUAUGUCUCAGCCACUGUCAUCUCCCUGGCUCACAUGGACAGUCUUCGGAGAGAAAGCAGAGCCUGUGCCCCUGGGGAGCUCCCCAACUUCCUGGGUAUCAGGGAGCAGAGGCUGACAGGCCUGGUGGUGUUCAUCCUUACAGGAGCCUCCAUCUUCCUGGCACCUGUGCUCAAGUUCAUCCCAAUGCCUGUACUCUAUGGCAUCUUCCUGUAUAUGGGGGUGGCAGCACUUAGCAGCAUUCAGUUCACUAAGAGAGUGAAGCUGUUGUUGAUGCCAGCAAAACACCAGCCAGACCUGCUACUCUUGAGGCAUGUGCCUCUGACCAGGGUCCAUCUCUUCACAGCCAUCCAGCUUGUCUGUCUGGGGCUGCUUUGGAUAAUCAAGUCUACCCCUGCAGCCAUCAUCUUCCCCCUCAUGUUGUUGGGCCUUGUGGGGGUCCGAAAGGCCCUGGAGAGGGUCUUCUCACCACAGGAACUCCUCUGGCUGGAUGAGCUGAUGCCAGAGGAGGAGAGAAGCAUCCCUGAGAAGGGGCUGGAGCCAGAACACUCGUUCAGUGGAAGUGACAGUGAAGAUUCAGAGCUGAUGUAUCAGCCAAAGGCUCCAGAAAUCAACAUUUCUGUGAAUUAGCUGGAGUAGGAGUCUGGGAGUGGAGACCCCAGGAAACAGCAUGAGUUCACAGGUGCUUAUUCCGGAAGUCAGGACACUUUUGGCCUUUGGCUUAACUUCCAGAUGCUCAGUCGGCUUGGGGAAGGACUGAAGGGCAGCUGCCAAGACCUCAGUUACCUCCUGACCUGAGGGUGGAGAGUGGCAGGAAGCAAGCAUGUUUGCUGUACAUUUAGGAAAGGCUGGUGAGCCAGAGGGACGGAUCAGGUCCCAUUCACUCUCUACUCAUUAAAACGUCCUGAGCC
Molecule: messenger RNA, 1541 nt
Organism: Piliocolobus tephrosceles (Ugandan red Colobus)
Lineage: Eukaryota; Metazoa; Chordata; Mammalia; Primates; Cercopithecidae
Gene: SLC4A9
Product: solute carrier family 4 member 9
Exons: 12
Coding region: 1-1260 (419 amino acids)
Biological process (GO): bicarbonate transport; monoatomic anion transport; regulation of intracellular pH
Cellular component (GO): plasma membrane; basolateral plasma membrane
Molecular function (GO): sodium:bicarbonate symporter activity; solute:inorganic anion antiporter activity
Source: RefSeq, a predicted model, not a curated record